GUUGUCGGCUGCCGGUAUCCACGUCCUAGGAUCGAUUCUAGACUGUGAAAUUUCAUAUAUUUUGUAAAAGGAAAAUAGAAAGAUGGCGCCGACAACAAUAGCUGAGGACAGGCUGCAGUCGGGACACCGGCUGUCGCAUCCUCCGCCCGGAGACGAGGUCCUCAUCACAGGCGUGUCGGGAUACUUCCCCGACUCGGACUCCGUCAUACACCUGCAGGAAAACCUUUUUAAUAAGGUGGACUUAAUCUCCGGUGAUGCUCGUCGUUGGAAGCUGGCCCACCCUGAGAUUCCACAGCGUACUGGCAAGAUCAACAAUGUCAACAAAUUCGAUGCGUCCUUCUUUGGUGUCCAUUACAAACAAGCUCACACCAUGGACCCUAUGUGCAGGAUCCUGCUGGAAAAGGCUUACGAAGCCGUCAUUGAUGCUGGUGUGAACCCAAAAGAACUACGCGACACAAAGACCGGUGUGUUUGUUGGAGCUUGUUUCUCAGAAUCAGAGAAAACAUGGUUCUACGAAAAGAUGCAGGUCAACGGUUUCGGUAUUACUGGAUGUUCCCGUGCCAUGUUGGCCAACCGCAUCUCCUACUGGUUGGGAGUGACUGGUCCCUCAUACACUGUGGACUCUGCCUGUUCAAGUUCCUUGUACGCUUUGGAGCACGCCUUCAGGGCUAUCCGUGACGGUCACUGUGACGCUGCCAUCGUCGGAGGGUCCAACUUGUGUCUUCAUCCUUACGUAUCACUGCAGUUCUCCAGAUUGGGAGUGUUAUCACCCGACGGUAGAUGUAAGAGUUUCGACAACAGUGCCAACGGUUACGCUCGUUCAGAAGCCAUUGUUGUGGUCUUCUUGCAAAAGGCUAAAGAUUCCAGAAGGGUCUACGCUCAGCUCCUACACGCUAAGACCAACUGCGAUGGUUACAAAGAACAAGGUAUCACGUACCCAGCUGGUCACAUUCAGAAGCUGCUCCUCAGAGAGUUCUACGAGGAGUGCUCCAUCCCUCCGUCUAUUUUGGAGUUCGUAGAAGCUCACGGCACAGGUACCAGAGUCGGUGAUCCCGAGGAAUUGCUGGCUAUUGAUGAGAUUUUCUGUACCGGUCGCAAGGAUCCACUCUUGAUCGGAUCCAUCAAGUCCAACUUAGGACACAGUGAGCCUGCCUCCGGUCUCUGCUCUAUUGCUAAGAUGUGUAUCGCCUACAGCACUGGUUACAUUCCCCCCAACUUGAACUACAAUGUGCCUCGUGAAGGAGUAGCAGCACUGGCUGAGAAGAGGCUCUCAGUAGUGACUGACAAGACACCCUGGGGCAGGGGCAUGUCAGGAGUCAACAGUUUCGGAUUCGGAGGAGCCAACGCUCACGCUCUUUUAAAGGAUGUCGCGAGAGCAAAGGUCAACAACGGUAUUCCAUCAGACGACUUGCCCCGUCUCGCCUGUGUGUCUGGUCGUACAGAGUCUGCAGUUGCCAGGAUCUUAGAUGACCUGGAGUCCAGGACAGUAGACGCUGAGCUGAUCCGUUUGUUACACGCUAUUCAUGAUGAUGACAUUGCUGGACAUGUUGUCAGAGGAUUCACACUGCUGGGUUCAACCCCCACCAAAAGCGUGUCUCUAGCACGUGAGAUCCAGUACUUCUCAGGAGUACGUCGCCCAGUGUGGUUCGUGUACUCGGGUAUGGGCUCCCAGUGGGCCGGUAUGGGCAAGGAGCUCAUGAGGAUCCCCGUCUUCGCUGCUGCUAUUGAGAAGUGCCACAAAGCUCUAGAACCUAAAGGCAUCAAUCUGACGAAGAUCAUUACUGACCCCGACCCUAAGAUCUACGAUAACAUCCUCAACUCCUUCAUUGGUAUCGCCGCUGUACAGAUCGGUCUCACUGACGUAUUGAAGACCAUUGGCGUCGAACCUGAUUACAUCAUUGGACACAGUGUCGGUGAGCUUGGUUGUGCUUACGCCGAUGGCUGCUUCACCGCCGAAGAGAUGAUCUUGUCUGCAUACAGCAGAGGCUUGGCUUCCAUUGAAACUCCCUUCAUCAAGGGAUCCAUGGCUGCCGUCGGUCUUAGUUACAACCAGAUCAAAUCCAUGUGCCCACCGGAGAUUGAAGUGGCAUGCCACAACGGACCAGACUCUAGUACCAUCUCUGGCCCUGCUGACAUCAUGAAGAACUUCGUUGCCAAGCUCUCUGCUCAGGGUAUCUUCGCUAAGGAGGUUCCUUGCUCCAACAUAGCUUACCACUCCCGUUACAUCGCCGAGGCUGGCCCAACUCUAUUGAAAUACUUGAAGCAAGUGAUCAAGAACCCGAAGGCUCGUUCAGAGAAAUGGGUGUCCACCUCAGUGCCUCAGGCGCUAUGGAAAGACCCGAAAGCUGAACUGUCUUCAGCCGAGUACCACACCAACAACUUAUUGAGCCCAGUCUUGUUCGAGGAGACAGCUCGUCUGAUCCACUCUAACGCGAUCACCAUCGAGAUCGCUCCUCACGGCCUGCUGCAAGCCAUCCUGCGCAGAUCUCUGAAGAAGGACGUCAUCAACGUUGCUUUGACACAGAAAGGACACCCAGACAAUGUCCAGGUUCUCUUCACUGCUUUCGGAAAACUUUACGAGUCAGGUCUGAACCCACACCUCGCUAACAUCUACCCACAUGUGCCGUUCCCAGUGUCACAGGGUACGCCUAUGCUUUCCCACCUCGUCGAAUGGGAACACAGUGAAGAUUGGUACGUAACAUCAUACAAGGCACAAGAAAAGAUGAAGUCUGGUGAGAGGACAGUCAGGAUGUCCAUCGUUGAUGAGGACUGUGAAUACAUGGCUGGUCACGUCGUGGACGGCCGUAACUUAUACCCUGCCACCGGUUACCUGGUCCUCGUCUGGGAGACCCUCGGUAUGAUGAUGGGAGAGCUCUACACUGAAGUAUCAGUAGUCUUCGAGAACGUGCGCUUCCAGAGAGCCACGAACAUUCCCAAAGAAGGAAACCUGGAAUUCAUCAUCAUGAUCCAAAAGGGCAGUGGUAACUUCGAGAUCGUUGAAAGUGGUGCCUCCAUCGUGACUGGUCGCAUCUACGCCAAGAAGAACGUUGGCCAAGACUUCAGGGUACUCCCACACUUGCCUGAAGUUACUGGUCCCUCUAUCAAGCACUUGCUGACCAAGGACUUCUACAAAGAACUACGUCUCAGAGGAUACCAGUACAGCGGUCUCUUCCGUGGCGUCCUCGGAUGCAACGUCGAAGGUACCCGUGGUCGUCUCACUUGGGUCAACAACUGGGUCACCUUUAUGGACUGCAUGCUGCAGAUGAAGAUCAUCGGCCAAGACACCAGGGGUCUCUUCGUACCCACCAGGAUUGAGAAACUCUCCAUCGAUGCCAACAUGCAUUAUAACGCCAUUUCCAAAAUGAACCCUGACUCCAACAAGAAUUCGUUUGAGAUUCGCGUGUACCCUGAUGUCGAUGUUAUCAGGGCUGGUGGUGUCGAAGUCCGUGGUCUGCAUGCUACCCCUAUCACCAAGAGGCUGCCUCUUGGAGUGCCCGUACUUGAGAAGAACGAGUUCGUGCCCAACUACGGCAAGUCCAAGAUGAAGAUCGAAGACAUUCUCCGCGCUAACAUCCAGCUGGUUCUUGAGAACAUCCAAACUUACAAGGUCAAGAGCAUUGAGCUGUGCGAUGAGGAAUACAAGAAGAAUGAUCUGAAACCCAUCCUUGAAAACAUCGGAGAUAUGCUUGGAGAUCUCCCCUUGGUCCAGGCUGAGCUAUUGCUCAUUUCUGAAGAGCCCGUUGAGAUGCCAUCCAACAUUACCGUUGAAAAUAAGAAACUGUCUGGAGAGAGUAACACUAUUCUAUUUAUUGGUGCUAAUCUUCUUGGCAGACCUGAGAUUCUACAACAAGCAGUUAGCACCCUCCGUGAUAAGGCCUUCAUCAUCAGUCGCGAAAAGGAACGCCCCAACCCUAAGGAUUACUCCGACAAGUACGACAUCGUGACCAUUCAAGACACAGGUUUCGAAUACAUAGUACUACUAAGAAAACGUGUGGGAGCUAGGCCAGCUAAGUUCGUCAGAAUCUUGGCUUCUGAUGAUACUUUCGCAUGGAUCGACAAAGUCAAGGAGGAACUCAAAGAAGGCCAGAAAGUGGUUCUUUACACACAAGAUGAACACAUCAACGGUCUCUUGGGAUUAGUGAACUGUCUAAGAAAGGAGCCUGGUGGUGAGAUCGUGUAUGGUCUCCUUAUUUCUGACCCAUCUGCCCCACCAUUCAACCCUGACUUGGAAUUCUAUGAAGAACAGCUAGACAAAGAUUUGGCUCUGAAUGUAUACCAAGAUGGACAAUGGGGUACAUACCGCCAUCUUCUUUUGGGUGAUUUGGAGACAGUUCGUGCUAACCACGCUUAUGUCAAUACCCUUACCAUCGGAGACCUUUCUUCCCUGAGAUGGGUGGAAGGUGCCAUCAGAGACAACCAUGUCUUCAAAAACAAGGAAAAAGUGCUGGUCCACGUAUACUGCGCUGCAUUGAACUUCCGUGACGUUAUGACUGCCAUUGGUCGUGUCACGGUAGACGCUGUUGCUCGUGGUCGUCUAGCCCAGGAGUGCGUACAAGGUUUCGAGAUCGUCGGAAAGACCGUCAACGGUUCCCGUGUUAUGGGUAUGAUCCGUAACCGUGGUAUGGCUAACUUGGCUGAGGGAGACAAGUUCCUCCUAUGGGCCAUCCCUGAUGAAUGGAGCUUCGAAGAAGCCGCUACCGUGCCUGUCGCUUACGGAACUGUUUACUACGCCAUGGUUAUGGUUGGUCAAAUCCAACGCGGUGAGUCCAUCCUUAUCCACGCCGGUUCCGGAGGAGUGGGUCAGGCCGCCAUCAACGUGGCGCUCCACUAUGGUUGUGAAGUCUUCACCACCGUCGGUACCGCUGAGAAGAGAGCCUUUAUCAAGAAGUUGUUCCCACAACUUAAAGACAGCCACAUCGGUAACUCUCGUGACACUUCCUUCGAGGAUAUGAUCAGACGCGAGACCAACGGCAAGGGUGUCGACAUGGUCCUCAACUCCUUGUCAGAUGACAAACUACAGGCCUCUGUCCGUUGCUUGGCGUACCGUGGUCGUUUCCUCGAGAUCGGUAAAUUCGACAUCAGUAACAACACGCCCAUCGGUAUGUACUUCUUCUUGAAAGAAACCUCCUUCCACGGCAUUAUGUUGGACUACAUCUUCGACCAGAACCAUCUCUUCAGGAAGCGCCUGCAAGACCUGCUCCUCAGUGGUAUCGAGAAUGGUGCCGUCAGACCUCUGACUUAUUGCACGUUUGAGUCCAACGAAGUUGAAAAUGCUUUCCGUUACAUGGCUGCCGGUAAACACAUCGGAAAGGUCAUUGUCAAGAUCCGUGAAGAAGAGCGCAGCAACCGUCCUGUUAAACCCGUAGCAACACCCAUUGACGCUGUACCUAGGUACAUCUGUCACGAAGACCACGUAUACGUGGUAGUCGGUGGUCUUGGAGGUUUCGGUCUAGAAUUGGCUGACUGGCUCAUCAUGCGAGGCGGCAGGAAGAUCCUGCUCACUUCCCGCAGAGGCAUCACCAACGGAUACCAGUCAUCGCGAUUGAGGGCUUGGGCAUCAUACGGUGCUGACGUUCAAAUUUCAACACAUGACGUCACAACUGAGUCUGGAUGUGAGGAAAUGCUCAAGAUGGCGCUCAGCAUGGGACCCGUGCACGCUAUCUUCAACUUGGCUGUCAUCCUGAAGGAUUCCAUCUUCCAGAACCAAACCCCUGAGACCUUCAAAACAUCAUUCGCACCGAAGGCUCUUGCUACCAUGCACUUGGACAAACUUUCAAGGAAACUGUGCCCAGACUUGAAGGACUUCGUCAUCUUCUCGUCCGUGUCCUGUGGUCGUGGUAACGCUGGACAGACCAACUACGGUCUUUCGAACUCCGUGAUGGAGAGGAUCUGUGAAUGGAGGAAGAAGCUCGGCCUCCCAGCUCUGGCUGUGCAAUGGGGAGCUAUUGGUGAUGUGGGUCUAGUAGCCGACAUGCAGGACGAUGAUGUCCAACUUGAAAUCGGAGGUACCCUGCAGCAGAGAAUAUCUUCCUGCUUGACUGCUCUUGACAAGUUCAUGAAGCAGGACGCUCCUAUCGUGUCCUCAAUUGUAGUGGCUGAGAAGAAGGCUGGAGGUUCAGGAUGUGGAAACAUUGUGGACGCUGUGGCACAGAUUAUGGGUAUUAAGGACUUGAAGACGGUAUCACAACAAGUCUCUCUAGCCGAGUUGGGUAUGGACAGUAUGAUGGCUGUCGAAAUCAAACAGACUUUGGAGAGAGAAUUCGAGAUCUUCCUUACUGCUCAGGACAUCAGAACAUUGACGUUCGCCAGGCUGGUAGAACUAACAGCACAGCGUGAAGCGGCUGCAUCUACAUCAGCGUCUCGUCCCGCCAACGUUGAAGGAGCUGUUGGUCUUCGAGUACUCAUGAGGAACUUCGGAGAUGAGAACACGGCUUCUGAACCUCUUGUGUACAUGCCUUCUAUGGUCAGCGAUGGAGUUGAGGGUGAGGAAGCCAUCCACGUGAUGGAGCGUGUGAUGUUCAUGCUGCCAGGUCUGGAGGGCUGUGCGGCAGUCCUGGAACCGCUCUGCAGGAGAUUGAAGAUCAAGGUCUGCGUACUGCAGCUUGGCGUGGAGCACAAGAACGAGAAUAUGGACCAGAUGGUCAACAGGUUACACCAGACGGUGAUUUCAAGACUAGCACCUGGUGCUCCAUUCUGGCUCCUCGGAUACAGUUACGGUUCUCUGCUCAUCCUGGAGUUGGCUUCCAGGCUGGAGAAGGAAGGCUUCAAGGGAACAGUAUUCUGCUUGGAUGGUGCCCCUGACUUCCUCUACGCUCUCCUCACGAUGACCAUCAGCUUCAAGAACGACUUCCAACUGCAGAACAACUUGCUAUGUCACACCGUCGACAUCGUCGCCCCCAACAACGACGUCACCAAGGGCCUGAUGGAGAAACUCAAUGAAAUCGAGUCUUAUGAGGAGAGAGUCGCUUUGACCAUCAAGACGUCGCCAGUCCAGAGCAAGUACUCCGACAAGUUCAUCGCUAACAUCGCUAGGGCUUCCUUCGACAGGCUUAAGACCAUCCUUGACUUCGACCCUAAGGCUUUCAGGAAGCUACAGUCCCCGGUCAUCCUCCUUCGUCCCAAAGAGAACCCGUCCUUCGUAGCUGUAGAAGAAAACUACGGUCUCGACAAGUACACAGAGAACAAUGUCACCGUACACUUCCUCGAGGGUAACCACAUCUCUAUCAUUGAGAACAAGGACUGUGCCAACAUCAUCAACAGAGUUUUGGUCGAGAACGAAAAACAGGAUGGCAAAACCACCGAUAACGUGGUCACCAGUAUCGUUGAAAACGCGAGAGAAGUCGCAGUCUAA
Molecule: messenger RNA, 7351 nt
Organism: Spodoptera exigua (beet armyworm)
Lineage: Eukaryota; Metazoa; Arthropoda; Insecta; Lepidoptera; Noctuidae
Source: the annotation of a GenBank genome assembly